AUGUCUACUGGAUCUCCCAGUGAUACCGAGGAUAUUCAGGAAAUGGAAUUACAGGGGGUGCAUCUCAAAUGUAACGGUUUGAAACACGAGUCGAACGAGGCGGAAUUCUAUAUCUCCGCUGAAAACACGGACGAAUCGAGUUCUGACUGCAGCUCCAAGAGGAAAAGGCAAGGGGCUGUUAGGAGAAAACAAAUGCCCCGGCUGGGCAAAGAGGGCAAGCAGUCACAGAGAAACGCUGCCAAUGCCAGGGAGAGAGCCCGGAUGCGAGUCUUGAGCAAAGCCUUCUCCAGGUUAAAAACCAGCCUGCCCUGGGUGCCCUCAGACACAAAACUUUCCAAACUUGACACCCUCAGACUGGCAGCUAGCUACAUCGCACACUUAAGGCAAAUCUUAGCAAAUGAUAAAUACGAAAAUGGAUACGUCCAUCCGGUAAACCUGACCUGGCCAUUCGUGGUUUCAGGAAGAUCUGAAGUAGAUAGCAAAGACUUUGCCGCCACGUCCAGAUUAUGUGGGACUACUGCUUAG
This is a messenger RNA of Hypanus sabinus (Atlantic stingray), 525 nucleotides long. RefSeq names its product transcription factor 21 (gene msc). Gene Ontology annotation, biological process: regulation of transcription by RNA polymerase II; developmental process. The transcript has 2 exons. Gene Ontology annotation, molecular function: RNA polymerase II transcription regulatory region sequence-specific DNA binding; DNA-binding transcription factor activity, RNA polymerase II-specific; protein dimerization activity. Lineage: Eukaryota; Metazoa; Chordata; Chondrichthyes; Myliobatiformes; Dasyatidae. The coding region runs from base 1 to 525 and encodes 174 amino acids. The record is from RefSeq and is a predicted model, not a curated record.